This is a messenger RNA of Ambispora leptoticha, 145 nucleotides long. The record is from the annotation of a GenBank genome assembly. Lineage: Eukaryota; Fungi; Glomeromycota; Glomeromycetes; Archaeosporales; Ambisporaceae.
UGACGAAAUGCAUCCCAACAAUUUGGAAUUAACCUUUUUACCUUUCGGCUGGGAACUGAUUUCCUGUUUUCUGAUCACCGCAGCGACUGGUAUUACUGUUGACCUUCAUUAUGAAAUCGAUAACGAACUUUGUUCUGCUUCAUGA